AUGCCGCCAGGCGUCUGUCAAUGCCUCUUUGUGGUCUUAUUUGCACUAUCAAUUUUCCCGGCAGCGGACGCAGCAGCGUGGGGGCGAUUGAGCAAUAUCGGCGCUUGGCUAAAGCCGUCUCUGCGACAAGCUCCGGAGCUGCUACAGGGAUAUGUAAAGUACAACGAUAACACUGGAGCCAUGUCAUUUGUGAAGGGACUAGCCAUACCAAGACGAGAUGAAGCUCCGGCUCACGGUUCCUUUUCCGACCCGCUACGCCACAAGAGCAAUUUUGGGCAGCUUCGAAUCACCACCAAUCCAGCUUUUCUAGACGAGAUUCAGAUGCAGGCUGCGGGCUUUCUGGAGGGCUAUCUGACUGCCGAGCGCAUUUUCGACUACGCGUACAACAUGAAGUCCUGGUUGGCCUCUCAAACGAACGACACGUUCAAAGUUGGGGACUGGCUCUUCGAACAAGACCGUUGGGCCCGUCAGCAAGUUAAAGCGUACACGGAAUCCAACAUCGAUUCAAAAAACACUGCAACAGCCAGUGCCGGUACGACAGCGCCGCCGCCGCCGAAUCCCUCGUAUUGGCGUGCUGUGGGUUUGCUGAUUGCUCAGGCUGACGGCUUGUUGGCGGGCUACAGCGCCCGGCUGGCGGAGCUGGGUCCCCAGGCCCCCCUGGAGCGGUUGACCAAAUAUGACUUCCUCAUGUUGAACGCGCUGGGAGACAUGGACGACCUCCUAGAGAUCAUCUUUCCCAGUACGGACGAUGGAUCCGAUACCUCCGACUACGAUGACAACGCCUCAUUAGUCCUCAAGUCGAGGAAUGGCGACAUUCACGGCAUCUCGAACUCGGAACGCGAUGCAUCCUUCCUGUUGUUCUCCAACCUCCUCGCAACCUCCUCCUCCACCUCCGCUGCGGAAGCGGGCGAACUGCAGCAUCGCGAGGGGGUGAAGGAGGUGAAGGAGGAGGAGGAGGGUGGUUUGGCGGUCGCAGCCCCCGGGGGAAGGGGGAACAGUUCCACCUGGCGGGAUUUGACACCGGGCCAGGUCCGAGCACGGAUCGCCAUGCGGGGCCGCUGUACGGCACUCGUCAAGGUGACCCCCGGUUUGGAUGACUUGCUGCUCGGUCACGUUACCUGGUGGAGCUAUCUGUCCAUGCUGCGGAUUUACAAGCAUUACAAUCUGGGCCUUACGCAGCUGAGCGGCCCGAGUGGCGGACCGGUCAAUACCCGCGUGUCAUUCUCCAGUUACCCCGGUCAGAUUAGCUCCGCAGACGACUGGUACAUGCUGGGCAACGGUCUGGUAGUUACCGAGACUUCCCUGGAUACAUAUGACCGUAAUCGGUACAACGCGUCGUACGGCUGUACGACAUCGUCGUUGCUGUCGUGGCAGCGCGUGCUGGCGGCGAAUCUUCUGGCAGUGGACGGACCGUCCUGGGCUGAGCUGGCGGCGUCGUACAACGGAGGCACCUAUAACAACCAAUAUCUGAUUGUCAACCUGAAUCUCUUCACUCCGGGCUCCGAACUGAAGCCCGGUCUUCUGACCAUCUCGGAGAUCAUCCCUGGACUAGUCAUGACCGCCGACGCCACCGACGAUCUGCUGCUCGGCCAUUUUCCGUCGUACAAUGUGCCGUACUUUCGCGAGGUGUACGAGGCCGCGGGGUACCGACGCCACGCAGAGGCCAUGGCGGCGCGCGGUGCGGCGUUUGCCGCGGCGGCGCAGGGGAUCAGUUACCAGCUUGCGCCUCGCGCCAAGAUCUUCCGUCGCGAUGCCGCUGAUGCCGCGGAUCUGGACAGCUUUCGCCACCUGCUUAGAUCCAACGGUUGGAACCGCCGUACAGCAAAUUCGGAUCCGCUGUCCGCGGCCUCGCCCUGGGAUGCGCUGUGCGCCCGAGGGGAUCUGGAUCCGGACUCUCCGGCGUUGUACGGCUGCUACGACGGCAAGGUUACCAAUUACAGGCGCGCUCUGGAGCUCUCCGCAGAUGCCAUCAACGGCCCCACAACCGAAAACGGUCAACUGCCAUUCCGUUGGGACACGCACAGCGGAGGCGCCCGCCGUAUCAAGUACCGCGGCAUGCUCGAUGUGUACGACACGGAGUGGGAGGAGCAACGGCCGUGA
This is a messenger RNA of Volvox carteri f. nagariensis, 2100 nucleotides long. RefSeq lists its product as uncharacterized. Gene Ontology annotation, cellular component: extracellular region. Gene Ontology annotation, biological process: phospholipid catabolic process. The transcript has 10 exons. The coding region runs from base 1 to 2100 and encodes 699 amino acids. The record is from RefSeq and is a predicted model, not a curated record. Gene Ontology annotation, molecular function: glycerophospholipase activity. NCBI's taxonomy places the organism in Eukaryota, Viridiplantae, Chlorophyta, Chlorophyceae, Chlamydomonadales, Volvocaceae.